This is a messenger RNA of Scophthalmus maximus (turbot), 1256 nucleotides long. It is a transcript of the gene pstk, whose product is annotated as L-seryl-tRNA(Sec) kinase. Gene Ontology annotation, molecular function: kinase activity; tRNA binding. NCBI's taxonomy places the organism in Eukaryota, Metazoa, Chordata, Actinopteri, Pleuronectiformes, Scophthalmidae. The transcript has 6 exons. The record is from RefSeq and is a predicted model, not a curated record. The coding region runs from base 138 to 1202 and encodes 354 amino acids.
AAGUCGGGUGACUUCCUCGCCGUUCGACCGCGGAAGUCACCUGUCAGCUGCUGUGACCAUCCAUUGCGCCAGUCAACAACAACAACAACAACAUAAUGGAUUCAAGUUGAGAUUUUAGACCGUUUCUCUGGUGGCGCAUGGCAGCAGAGGAGGCUGCGGGUGUGCGCCGGGCUCCGGCCUGCCUGUGUGUCCUCUGCGGGCUGCCCGCCACGGGGAAGUCCACCCUGGCCCGCGCGGUCCUCUGCCCCGCUGCACAGCUCGGGUGGAGAGCCGCCGUGGUGCCGUACGACGAGCUGAUCCCCGGGCAGGCUUUUCAGACCAGAGCUGCGGAGGACGGGACACGACUGCAAGCGAUGCAAACUGAGUGGAAGUUACACAGACAGGCAGUGCUGCAGGGCAUCGAUCUGUUCCUGAAGACACCUGAUGUGUCUGCAGAGCAGCGGAGCAGCUGUCAGAUCGACGGUGCUGCGUGGGAACGAUGCAUUCACCUCCUGCUGCAGCAGCCUGGCGCUUCGGACCCCUCCCCGUCAGACCGGGCGCCACUCGUCUUUCUACUCGAUGACAACUUCUACUAUCCAAGCAUGAGAUAUGAAGUGUACCAACUUGCAAGAAAGUAUUCACUUGGGUUCUGCCAGGUGUAUCUCCACUGUGAUCUGGAGUCCUGUAUCAGCAGAAACCAGAGCAGGCCCGAGCCAGUUCCCACUGAGGUGAUACAGGAGAUGGUGAAGCGUUUGGAGCCCCCAGAUCCACAGAGGAACUCAUGGGAGGCACAAAGCAUUUCGCUCAACACCGCAGACGGUUCGUCCAAAUGUGACAUCCAGAGGGUGACGGAGUUGAUUUCCUCUGCUCUGAGGAACCCGCUGAGCCCGGUAGAGGACAACACUGAACAGAAGGAAGCCGACCGUCUGAAAUGUGCCACUAGUGUGGUUCACCAAGCCGACCAGGCCUGUCGACGUCUCGUCUCCGAAGCCAUGCGGACUGCCAGAGAAAACCAAGCGUCCUCUGAACACAUGAGGUCCAUGGCCGCUCAGCUGAAUGAAUCCAAAGCAGCAUUUCUUCGCCACCUGCGAGAGCAGCUGCUGCGGGAAACGUCUUUCGCUCAGGAGGACGUCGAUGUGGAACGUGUGGUGAAGAGAGCAGUGGAUGUGUUUGACCGUGAGAAAGAGGAAAUCUUGUUGAGAGUCUUAAAUGAUGCUAAGUGAAUGUGGAAUUAUGUAAUUAUGUAAAUUGAAAUAAAAAUGUACUUUUGCUGGUCA